UGGGAAGUGGCUGAGGAGUCCAAGCGGCAGGACGACCCUGGCCUUUUGAGCACCUGGCUGGGCGCGCUCUAGGAAACGCCAGAGAGAAGAAUGUCAGAUGCAGAGAGAAACCCACUAGAAGAAGCGGAAGAUGGAGAAACAGAAAUGAAAGAAGAAGAAUAUCCAGAUUAUUCUGAAGAGGGAGAAAGUGUACCACAGGAAUCAGAAAAUGACCUAGUACCAUGGAGAGACUCUCAGGAGGAGAAAGAGGCAGAGGAUGAGGAAGAGGAAGGACAGCUGGAGGAGGAGGAAGGGGAAAGACAGCUGGAGGAGGAGGAAGGGGAAAGACAGCUGGAGGAUGAGGAAGAGGAAGGACAGCUGAAGGAAGAGGAAGGAGAAGGACAGCUGAAGGAAGAGGAAGAGGAAGGACAGCUGGAGGAGGAGGAAGGGGAAGGACAGCUGGAGGAGGAGGAAGGAGGAGAAACAGAGGAAAAGGCUGGAGCAGCACUGGACGAGGUGGUUGCACGAUUCCAGGAAGAACUCACAGAGGUGCCCCAAGAAAUCACCAUGUCCAUGAUGAGUUUGCAGGGACGCCCAUUCACUGAUUCCCAGUCAGUCAUGUCAGAAAAUUCUCCAACAACGCGUAAGGAGUCAGAGCAUUCAUUGCAAGGGGGGAGUUCGAGCACCCUGAGCUCAUCAUACGACUAUGACUUGGAGAUCACCAGUUCUGAGGAAAAACUGGUAACUUCCCUUCAAAAGAAAACGCCCGCGGAGGAACCGGGCCAAGAGAGAGUUUCAGAACCAGUAAAGGGGGGAAGGAAACGAGACAAAAGAGUGUCCUACUUCGACAUGCAAAAAGAGAAAGAAGCGCAGCCCACAGCCCGCUCCCGGACGGACUCGCUGGUGUCCACCAGCAGUAAGGACAUCUUGUUUCAAAAGGACGACCAGGCCAAGGUGUAUCCCUUGACCAUGACUUGGAAGUUCGGGUGGAACAGUUCUCUCCCCGUGUACUACAUCCGAGACGAAAAGCAGAGGGUGCUCCUGUACGCCAGCGCCCACACCGCGGUCAUCUACAACGUCUUCAAGAACGAUCAGCAUCACCUCAUGGGCCACCCUAACGUGAUCUCCUGCAUGUGCGUCAGCGAGGACAGGCGGUGGGUCGCCACGGCCGACAAAGGGCCCGACUGCCUGUUAAUUAUAUGGGACUCCUUCACAGGGAUUCCCGUGCACACUAUAUUCGACAGCUGCCCGGAAGGGGACGGCAUCAGGGCCAUAGCCAUCACCCGCGAUGCCAAGUAUCUGGCAACCAUCUCAGAUGCUGAAAUCCAGAAAGUUUGCAUCUGGAGGUGGACUUUAGCGGCCGAAACACCGGCAUGCACGCUGGACCUUCCCAAAGAGUACGGUUUUCAGAACUACCUUAUUUUUAAUCCAACAAAUAAUAAAGAAUUGGUGAGCAAUAGUAAAAUACAGGCAAUAUAUUAUUUGUGGUAUGAAGAGAGAGAGAUGCUUAUUCACAGUGCCCCACUUUUAACAGAUAAAACAUUCAACAAGCACGUGGGGAAGUUCAGCCAGUCCAUCUUUCACCUGAAUCUGACACAAGUCCUCUCGGCGACCCUGGAAGGGAAGCUGGUGGUCUGGGAUGUGUACCGCCCGCCGCCAUCUGCCUCCGCCUCUCCGGCCCUUCCCUACAUGAAGCCUUGUAAACUGGUUCAUUUGCAGAAAGAGGGUAUCACUGUGCUUACUACAGUUGACAGCUAUAUUGUCACAGGUGACGUUAAGGGUAACAUUAAGUUCUACGAUUGCACCCUGUCCAUCAUUUACUGGUUCAGCAACUUCAAACUGAGCUCCAUAAGAACGCUGUCCUUUUCGAAGACCCCGGCAACGCCUCCCACCGAGAAAUCAAACUACCCUUCAGACUGCACUUUAAAAGGUGACCUUUUUGUCGUCAGGAAUUUUAUCAUCGGAACAUCUGAUGCGAUCGUGUACCACUUAAAGGCAGAUGAGACCAAACUGGAGAAGUUACUCAUAGAGCCCAAGGAAGCCAUUUGUGCUAUCGCCUGCCACCCCUAUCAGCCCCUCAUCACCAUCGGGAGUUUCUGUGGGAUGAUCAAAGUGUGGGAUUAUAGGAAGAAAAGAUACCUUUUCAGCAGAGUCUUCGAGAAGGGGCUUGGAAUCCAGAGUCUGACCUACAACCCCGAAGGAGACCUUCUUGGAGCUGGCUUCACAGAGGGGACAGUUUACAUUCUGGAUGCAAUGUCCUUGGAAAAUGGAAUCCCGGAGCCCUUCAAAUAUUCCAGGACCAGCGUGACUCACAUAAGCUUCUCCCAUAACUCCCGGUACAUGGCAACCGCGGAUGCAAAUUUUACUGUGGCCGUUUACAUAGUCAAGGUCAGAAAUAGUCAGAGGGUCUGGGAAUACCUGGCAAGACUGCGUUCUCAUCGCCAGAGCAUCCGAAGUCUCCUGUUCGGGGUUCAUCUGGAUAGCAAUGAGCCCCGACUGCUGAGCCUCGGGAGAGACAGGCUCCUGAUCGAGUAUAAUCUUCUCCAGAGCUACAAAAACCACCUGGAAGUGCUGGACAUUCACCAAACUGACCAGGGCAACUACCCCACCUGUAUGAUCUGGUACCCACCACUCACCAAGGAACUCUUCCUGCUCAUCUCCAACAGCGGCUACAAAGUGAAGCUUUUCAAUUCUACCACCAAAAUGUGCAGGAAGACCCUUCUGGGGCCGGUCUACGGGUCUCCCAUGGAGCAGAUCCAGGUCCUCCCCGUGAAAGCCGCCAUCGAGCUGCAGAGGCGCUACCUGGUGUUCAUCAACAGAGACAAGGUCGGACUCCAGAUCUUACCGAUAGAUGGCAAUCCCCAUAAGACCUGUGCUAUCGUCUGCCACCCAAACGGGACGGCCGGGAUGGCCCUCUCCCAUAAUGGCCACUACAUCUUCACGGCCGGAGGACAGGAUCUGUCUGUGGUGCAGUGGGAAGUCAACCUCAGCGCCCUGGAGGCAGCCGUUUCUCUUGGGGGCGAAGACUUGAUCCCGUUCUAUGGCCUGGUGUCUGGAGGCAGGGAAGGAAAAUUCUACAGGGAGCUGGAAGACUAUUUUUACUACUCGCAGCUCCGUAGUCAAGGCAUUGACACAAUGGAGGCCAGGAAGGUGUCGGAACACAUCUGCCUGUCGGAGGUGCCUUUUGUCAUGAGAGCGAUCGGCUUUUACCCAUCGGAAGAGAAGAUCGAUGAUAUAUUUAAUGAAAUCAAAUUUAGUGAGUAUGUGGACACUGGAGAGGUCAUUGACAAAAUCAACUUACCGGAUUUCCUGAAAGUUUACCUUAACCACCGGCCACCUUUUGGUAACACCAUGAGUGCCAUCCAGGAGAGCUUCGACAUUCUGGGCUAUACCAACUCGGAAGGAAAGAAAGUUAUUCGAAGAGAGGAUUUCCUGAAACUGCUUCUAACUAAAGGGGAGCACAUGACGGAGGAGGAGCUGUCCGACUGCUUCGCCACGCUGCUGGGCCUGAAUCCCGAGGGCUGGAAAUCCGAGCCGGCCGCCUCCUCCCUCAAAGGGCCUGAAGUGCGCUUGGAAGAGGAACUCCCAGACGAGAUCACCGCGGAAAUAUUCGUCACGGACAUUCUGGGCCUGAGCUUCGCACCCGGUUUCGCACAAGAUGCUGAGGUCAGCGAGGGGCCAAGGGAUGUCUGAAGGACAAAGGACUGUGUGUGGGGGGAGGGUUUUUAUUUCCCUCCAAAGGGCAGUCCUUGCCCCGUGUUUCCCUACCCCCAUGCCAGCCUUUACAACAUGUAGGCAUUAAAAGCAAAUUUCUGGUAAG
Molecule: messenger RNA, 3799 nt
Organism: Eptesicus fuscus (big brown bat)
Lineage: Eukaryota; Metazoa; Chordata; Mammalia; Chiroptera; Vespertilionidae
Gene: CFAP251
Product: cilia and flagella associated protein 251
Exons: 22
Coding region: 91-3672 (1193 amino acids)
Cellular component (GO): sperm flagellum
Molecular function (GO): protein binding
Source: RefSeq, a predicted model, not a curated record